UGUGACCUUCCUUUCUCUUUCUAAAACCACUACUCCUCUCUGAAUUUAUAUUUCACUUUCCUUAGAUCAGAAAUUGGCUUAUCCAUUACGAUGACGACGACGAAGUUGAUUCUUUUCUCUCUUCUCGUUUCUAUUCUAUGUUCUUCAUCAUCCGCGUUUCUUCGUAUUCCGCAGAACGGUAAUUUGCCGUCACUACACGCCAAGGCUUUGAUUCGGGGGCUCAAUCUGUCACCGUCGGAUUUAAAUUUCACAGCCAAUAGCCCCGGGUUUGCUGCUUCCGGUGGUCCAAGAAUCGUUGAGAAGCCGAUUAGGCUCGCCAAUUUCAUAAAUCCUUCCGUAUCGGUUGAAGAACUAGGGCAUUAUGCAGGUUAUUAUAAUAUUGAGCACUCGCAUGCUGCCAGGAUGUUUUACUUUUUCUUUGAAUCUCGCAAUAGCAAGAAGGAUGAUCCUGUUGUUAUUUGGUUGACUGGGGGUCCAGGAUGUAGCAGUGAGUUGGCCAUGUUCUAUGAAAAUGGGCCUUUUAGUAUUACAAACAAUAUGUCUCUGGAAUGGAAUGAAUAUGGCUGGGAUAAGGUAUCGAAUCUUCUCUAUGUUGAUCAACCCAUUGGAACCGGCUUUAGUUAUAGCACUGAUAAGCGUGAUACCAGACACAAUGAGAAAGGCGUUGGUGAUGAUUUGUAUGAUUUCUUGCAGGCUUUCUUUAAGGAGCAUCCUGAACUUGUGAAUAAUGACUUCUACAUAACUGGUGAAUCAUAUGCUGGACACUAUAUACCUGCUUUUGCUGCCCGUGUCCAUCAAGGAAACAAAGCCAAAGAAGGGAUCCACAUAAACUUGAAGGGAUUUGCAAUUGGCAAUGGGCUUACAGAUCCUGAAAUCCAAUAUCCAGCAUAUACAGACUAUGCACUCGACAUGGGCAUUAUUCAGAAAUCUGAUUAUAACCGUAUUAAGAAAGUGAUUCCAGUAUGCGAGAUGGCGAUAAAGCUUUGUGGUACUGAAGGAACAGUAUCAUGCCUUGCUUCAUAUUAUGUUUGCAAUACAAUAUUCAGUAGCAUCAUGAAUAUUGCCGGUAAUAUUAAUUACUAUGACGUGAGAAAGAAGUGUGAAGGAAGUCUCUGCUAUGACUUUUCAAAUUUGGAAAAGUUCAUGAACCUGGAUUCAGUUAGGGAAUCUCUUGGAGUUGGGGGUAUUAAAUUUGUUUCUUGCAGUCCAACAGUCUAUCAGGCCAUGUUGCUAGACUGGAUGAGGAAUCUUGAAGUGGGCAUUCCUACUCUUCUGGAAGACGGAAUCAAGUUGCUCGUAUAUGCUGGGGAAUACGAUCUUAUCUGCAAUUGGCUUGGCAAUUCGAAAUGGGUACAUGCCAUGGAGUGGAGUGGCCAAAAAGGGUUUGGUGAAUCACCUGAGGUUGCUUUCUUGGUUGAUGGGUCUGAAGCUGGAUUGAUGAAGAGCCAUGGGUCUCUCACUUUCAUGAAGGUACAUGAUGCUGGUCACAUGGUUCCCAUGGAUCAACCAAAGGCUGCAUUAGAAAUGCUGAAGAGGUGGAUUGAAGAUUCACUUGAAGCAGACACUAAUAAUAAUAAUGGCAAUGAUUUAGUUUCAUCAAUUUGAUUAGAUUGAAACAUGUUUAUACUAAAAUGAAAUGGAAAUUGUGUUACAACACCGCAUUACAACUAUGUUUGUAAAAGUUAUCGCCCUAUUCCGUAACAUUGGAUGUUUGAACAUUUAAGGAAAUGGAUGUCCCGAUGUUUGAUGA
Messenger RNA from Impatiens glandulifera, 1750 nucleotides. Its product is annotated as serine carboxypeptidase-like. The record is from RefSeq and is a predicted model, not a curated record. The transcript has 9 exons. NCBI's taxonomy places the organism in Eukaryota, Viridiplantae, Streptophyta, Magnoliopsida, Ericales, Balsaminaceae. Bases 91 to 1605 code for a protein of 504 amino acids. Gene Ontology annotation, biological process: proteolysis. Gene Ontology annotation, cellular component: vacuole. Gene Ontology annotation, molecular function: serine-type carboxypeptidase activity.